Schizosaccharomyces cryophilus OY26 is the source of this 868-nucleotide messenger RNA. RefSeq names its product ribosome biogenesis protein Nop16. Bases 101 to 724 code for a protein of 207 amino acids. Gene Ontology annotation, biological process: ribosomal large subunit biogenesis. Gene Ontology annotation, cellular component: nucleolus. The transcript is spliced from 2 exons. The record is from RefSeq and is a predicted model, not a curated record. Lineage: Eukaryota; Fungi; Ascomycota; Schizosaccharomycetes; Schizosaccharomycetales; Schizosaccharomycetaceae.
GAACCCAGAACCAAAUAGGUGACCACAUAAGAAAAGUUGAAACUUUGGCGAUUGAAUUGCCAAACGUUUUUCUUAUCGAUCCGUCUUUCAAACAUAAAAAAUGGUUACUCCAAGGCAAAGAAAAAAACAGCGUUCCGGACAACCUCGAUUGACGAGAAGGAAUCACAAUAAGAAAGCCAAAGCAAAAAUUUAUGGUAAUGCUAUUGUUCGUGAAAAUUGGGAUAUGCAUGCUACAUUGACUCAAAAUUAUGAGCGAAUGGGUCUUGUGGUCACUCCCAAUUAUGUUACUGGCGGUAAAGAAAAAAUCAACCCAGAGCCCAAACUUCAAAAGAACGAGAAAAACGCUGAACCUACUGCAGAGGAAUUAGAAGAAGUUCGAAGAAGCUUGGGUCCCGGCCAGGCUAUUGUUCGAAGGGACGACGAAGGGAACAUCAUCGAGAUUAUCCAUGGAAAAGAACGUACUUUUGAUGAUAUUUUGGAUGAAAAAGUACAAUCUGUCCCUGCUAAGACUGAAGUCACAAAGAAAUUAGAAGAAGAAGCCUCUCGGAAAGAUAAACCUCGCAAAAAACUUCCCUUAAGCGCCUUUGAGCUUUCUUAUGUGUCUAAACUACUUAACAAGUAUGGUACUGAAGAUUUUGAAAGCAUGGCAAAAGACGUGAAAUUGAAUCCGAAACUUUUAAGCUCUGCUAAACUUAAGCAAAUGUACAGUCGCAUGCAAACAUAAGAAAUAACAAAUUUUUAUAGUAUCGUUUCUAAAAAUGGAUUUAAUACAAAGUUUGGGUUAGUUAGGAUUUUGGAUGAAAAUAUUAAAAUAACAUUCUAUUUCUCAUAUACUCAUGUAAUAAUAGAUCCUCUAUUUGUGCUACCC